Ostreococcus lucimarinus CCE9901 is the source of this 1212-nucleotide messenger RNA. RefSeq names its product TRP-containing protein (gene TPR1a). Gene Ontology annotation, molecular function: protein binding. NCBI's taxonomy places the organism in Eukaryota, Viridiplantae, Chlorophyta, Mamiellophyceae, Mamiellales, Bathycoccaceae. The coding region runs from base 1 to 1212 and encodes 403 amino acids. The transcript has a single exon. The record is from RefSeq and is a predicted model, not a curated record.
AUGUCGCUUCCUCCCGAAUUGCUCGAUUUCUGCGUGUGCAAAGGUCCGGGGGACACGAUUUCUGAACAGCAGCUCGCCGACGCAGGGGUGAAGCGCGCCGUCAUUCACGGAGACGCGGCGCUGGAUACGAAGAAUGCGCUCGCAGUCACGUCGUUGUGCAAAGUCAGGUUGAAAUGGAAGUUCGACGAUGAAGAGUGCUGGAAACAGGAUGAAUUCGUCGUGUACGAUGGAACAGUACCGAGCGGUGUCGAACUGGCGAUCAUGAAUCUUCACGAGGGCGAAAGUGUCGCCUUCAACGCGCGCGGCGAAGCGGCGCUGACUGAUUUCGAGCCGCUGCCCAAGGCGGACAUCUCACAGGUCUUUCGGUCAGGUCAAGCGGAGGUCUUGGAUGUCAAACUCGAGCGUAAGGAUAAGUUUGACAUGAGCGCGAGCGACAAAAUCGCAUUCGGCGAAAAAAUGAAUGAGAUUGGCAAGAAGUUGUUCGCGAACGGUCGACUGGCGCGCGCCGCUGAGGUUUGGAAACGAGCCGCCGAGGUUUUCGCAGUUUUAGAGCCCGAAGACGAGGACGUGAAUCCGAACGGGAUGAAAAAUAACGAGGCAUGUCACGAAGUAGCUCGAAAAGUCUACCUGAAUAUGGCUCUCGUCAUGUACAAACUCGAAAACUUUACUGAAUGUGAAUUGUAUUGCUGCGAUGUAUUGGACACUCGCGUCGAUGAGCCGACGUACUCCCAAAUCAAAUCGAAGGCGCUGUUUCGACGAGGUUGCGCUCGACUGAAGCUCAGAAAAGUUUCGCUUGGAUCUAGAAUCACCGCUGACACGGCUGAGGCGGAUUUCUUCCUCGCCAGCGAGCUCGAUUCUAGCAUCGACGUCGCCGCGCAUUUCGACGCUUGCACGGAACUGCGAGAGCAACUCUUGGCGUCUGGAGUUGAAAUCCCGUCCGACGACGUCGAAACGCCGAACGUCGAAGAUGAGAUGAAUCAUUACCCUACCGAUAUCGAACACGCUUUGCGCCAAAUCCGACGCGAAAAUUUACACGACGGGUUGGCGUUCGAACAUCCGCAGAAGCGCGCGGCGAUUCUUGAAGAGCGCAUGCGCGUCUACAGGCGACUCAUGGAUGAAACGCCUUGGAGCGCGCUUCGAGGAACGAUGUUCGAUGCGGACUCUGAAGAGCUGCAAAAAACCGCCACCACUGCGCGCGAGGUUGAUACAUGA